ACAUUUUCCAGCCCAUCCUGGACAGUUCACUCCCCUCCCAGGUGGGCUGGCACUUGGCUGUGAGAAACUGGAGAGAACUAGUUUUCACACACUCGGGUUUUGACAGGAAAAGAGGCCAGGCUUCCUUGGCGGAGAGGCUGGGCCGGUGGGUUCCGCGUGAGCCUGUGGAGGAAGAUGUCUGACCUGCUCCCGGCUUUCUUCAGGCUCCUGCUGCUCUCCAAGCUGGUGACCUCGGUGACCUUUCAGCACCACCGAUACGAGGAUCUGGUCAGGGCGCUUUUCAACGUGCAGAACGAGUGCCCUUAUAUCACCAGGAUUUACAGCAUCGGCCGCAGUGUAAAGGGGAGACAUCUCUACGUCCUGGAAUUCAGCGACCACCCGGGAAUCCACGAGCCCUUGGAGCCAGAGUUCAAAUACAUCGGGAACAUGCACGGGAACGAAGUCUUGGGGAGAGAGUUACUGCUCCAGCUGUCUGAAUUCCUGUGUGAAGAGUACCGGAGGGGGAGUGAGCGGAUUGUGCAAAUUAUCCACGACACUCGGAUCCACAUUCUGCCCUCGAUGAAUCCCGACGGCUAUGAAGUGGCUGCAAACCAGGGCCCAGAUGCAAACGGGUACCUGACUGGCAGGAACAACGCCAACGGAGUGGACCUCAACCGCAACUUCCCCGACCUCAACAGCUUCGUGUACUACAACCAGAAGCGUGGGGGACCCAACCACCACAUCCCGCUACCCAGCAACUGGAAGAGCCAGGUGGAACCGGAGACCCAAGCGGUGAUCCAGUGGAUGAGAACCUACAACUUUGUCCUGUCGGCAAACCUUCACGGAGGGGCCGUGGUGGCCAAUUACCCGUACGACAAGUCCCACGAGCAGCGGGUGCGGGGCUUCCGGCGGACUGCCAACACGCCCACUCCGGACGACGAGCUCUUCAGGAAGCUAGCCAAAACCUAUUCCUAUGCACAUGGAUGGAUGCACCAGGGCUGGAACUGUGGUGAUUUCUUUCCAGAAGGCAUCACCAAUGGAGCUUCCUGGUAUUCCCUCAGCAAGGGAAUGCAGGACUUUAAUUAUCUCUACACCAACUGCUUUGAUAUCACCCUGGAGCUCAGUUGCAACAAGUUUCCACCCCGAGAAGAGUUGCAGGGAGAGUGGCUGGCGAACCGUGAAGCGUUGAUCUCCUUCCUGGAGGAGGUUCACCAGGGCAUCAAGGGAAUGGUGCGGGAUGAGAACAACAACGGCCUCCCCGACGCCGUCAUCUCUGUCAGCGGGAUCAACCAUGACGUCACUUCAGGUGACCAAGGGGAUUUCUUUCGACUGCUGCUGCCGGGCAAGUACAGCGUCACAGCCAGAGUAGCCGGGUACCGGCCGGAGACGGUCAACGUGACGGUGGGGCCUGCGCGACCCAAGCUGGUCAACUUCCAGCUCAGGCAAGACACGUCCAGAAAAGCUCCGGAGCAGAAAUCACCUGACCGGGGUCCCAGUGGCAAAGCCCAGCAGAAGAAGGUGGUGCCCCGGGCGACUGGCGAGGUGACCCCAGCAGCUGGUGAGGUGCCCCAGAGAUGAAGGCGGUGAUAGCCAUUGCCCCGACGGGCCGAGGAUUCUCACGCCCUCAGAGCCCCCGGAGCAGGGUGAAAAGACUGGGCCGGCUGCACAGAAUCGGUGGUCCCUGUUGUUAAAUGAGAUGACGUUUCCUAUUUUAUUACCGGUGCGGAUAUUUAAAUAUAAGCCAAAUUCAGAAAGGA
Ornithorhynchus anatinus (platypus) is the source of this 1736-nucleotide messenger RNA. RefSeq names its product carboxypeptidase N subunit 1 (gene CPN1). The transcript is spliced from 9 exons. Bases 175 to 1557 code for a protein of 460 amino acids. Gene Ontology annotation, biological process: proteolysis. The record is from RefSeq and is a predicted model, not a curated record. Gene Ontology annotation, molecular function: metallocarboxypeptidase activity; zinc ion binding. NCBI's taxonomy places the organism in Eukaryota, Metazoa, Chordata, Mammalia, Monotremata, Ornithorhynchidae.